This is a messenger RNA of Drosophila ananassae, 982 nucleotides long. RefSeq names its product pyrimidodiazepine synthase (gene GstO1). NCBI's taxonomy places the organism in Eukaryota, Metazoa, Arthropoda, Insecta, Diptera, Drosophilidae. Gene Ontology annotation, molecular function: glutathione dehydrogenase (ascorbate) activity; glutathione transferase activity. Gene Ontology annotation, biological process: glutathione metabolic process. The transcript is spliced from 4 exons. Gene Ontology annotation, cellular component: cytoplasm. The coding region runs from base 128 to 886 and encodes 252 amino acids. The record is from RefSeq and is a predicted model, not a curated record.
AUAAAAAAAAAUACUAAAAAGAUUUGGUAUUUUGUAAACUCCCUUCUCCUGUCAUCUACGAUAAAUGUUUUGAGGCACAUUCCAGCAGUAAAUAAAAACAAACGAAUAUUUCAAAUAUUUUUCCAAAAUGAGCAAUUUGCAGCAUUUUACUUUGGGAUCCUCGAAGCCACUGUUCCCGGAUGACGGCAUUCUCCGGCUUUAUUCGAUGCGGUUCUGUCCCUAUGCCCACCGCGUGCACUUGGUUCUGGAUGCCAAGAAUGUGCCCCAUCACGACAUCUACAUCAACCUUAAGGAGAAGCCCGAGUGGUUCCGCGAAGUGAGCAGCAGUGGCAAGGUGCCAGCUUUGGAGCUCGUCCGGGAACCAGGUCAUCCUGUUUUGAUCGAGUCGCUGAUCAUCUGCGACUACCUGGACGAGAAAUAUCCGGAGGUGCCGCUGUACCCCAAGGAUGCCCUUAAGAAGGCCCAGGAUCAGAUCCUAAUAGAGCGUUUCGGCCAGUUUAUCAUGACCUUCUACAGGAUUCUUCUCAACCCGAAUCCUGCCGAUCUUGUGAAUGACGAUAUCUUUGCCGGACUAGCCAUCUACGAGGAGGAACUGAAGCAGCGUGGAACCGAAUUCUUCGGCGGCACUGCGCCAGGGAUGUUGGACUACAUGAUUUGGCCCUGGUGUGAGCGUUUUGCUGCUUUGAAAUACGAUCGUGGACUGGAGUUGGAUCCAGAGCGAUUUGUUACUCUGCUUAAAUGGCGCGAUUUGAUGCUCCAAGACCGUGCUGUCAAGAUUUUCCACCUAGAUGGAGAAACCCAUGCCAAGUACAUGAAGUCCAGACGUGAUGGCAAUCCCGACUACAAUAUGCUCUACAAAGAAACCAAGCGCCCAAAAUUGGAGUAAACUUACGAGGACAGCAUUUAAAAAUAUUUUUUGAGCAAUUGUACAUACAUAAUGGUAAUAAAUUUGAACAUAGAGCAGCUAUCAUGUGAUUAAAAA